Messenger RNA from Nothobranchius furzeri (turquoise killifish), 3063 nucleotides. RefSeq names its product VPS35 endosomal protein sorting factor like (gene vps35l). Gene Ontology annotation, cellular component: endosome. Gene Ontology annotation, biological process: endocytic recycling. NCBI's taxonomy places the organism in Eukaryota, Metazoa, Chordata, Actinopteri, Cyprinodontiformes, Nothobranchiidae. The record is from RefSeq and is a predicted model, not a curated record.
CCGCGGACAGUUUAAGAGCAAGAAAGCAUCAAGCUAGCUAAUAUUAGGCUAACCAGGAAGUUCAAACUGUGUCAUGUGAUGUAAAAAAUGGCUGCAGUGCAGUGGUAUUCCCGUGGUCGUAACUAUGAUGCAGAGCUGCAGAUGUGUCGCCCUGAGGCGAUGCCGGUUGAAUUCGGAGACUAUCACCCCCUUAAGCCCAUCAUGGUCACAGACACAAAAACCAGCCGUGGAACCCGCAAAGGCAGCACGUCAUCCUCUUCGUCAUCCUCCUCAUCAGCCCCUCCGGAUCCCCUCAGCUCCAUGCUGGAUGGGACCGAUCCCCUGUCCUUGUUCGCUGCAGCUUCGGCUACAGAGACUUCAACCAUGUCACACAGCAGCUUCACAGGGGACCAUGGGAGGAAGAGAAAAGAGAAGCAAGAGGAGACCAUGGGACCAGAUUUUGAACCCUGGUCAUCAAAGAGAGGAGAAAUCUUGGCCAGGUUCACCACAACUGAAAAACUCUCCAUAAAUCUUUUCAUGGGUUCUGAUAAAGGAAAAGCUCCAAAUCCAGGAUCAUCAGCUGUUUCUGAGAAAGUGCGCAAUCGGCUGGAGGAGCUGGAUGACCUGGAGGAGGGCUCCCAGAGAGAGCUGCUGAACCUCUCCCAGCAGGACUACGCCAACCGGAUCGAGGAGCUGAACCAGUCCCUGAAGGAGGCCUGGGCCUCUGAUCAGAAAGUCAAAGCCCUGAAGAUCGUUAUCCAGUGCUCCAAGCUUCUGUCAGACACCGCCGUGAUCCAGUUCUACCCCAGCAAGUUCGUCCUCAUCACUGACAUCCUCGACACCUUUGGUCGCCUUGUGUUUGACAGAAUCUGGACCAUGUGCUCAGAUCCAAGACCUCUUCCAGACUCCUUUACGGUGGAAGACGUGAACGACACGGCCAAGGAGACAUGCCUCAACUGGUUCUUCAAGAUCGCCUCCAUCAGAGAGCUGCUGCCCAGACUAUAUGUUGAAACUGCUAUCCUUAAGUGCAACCGUUUCCUCAACAAACUAGGCAUUCAGGAGACACUCCCUCGGCUGACAUCUACGAUCAGAGGGAUAGGAGAUCCACUCGUAGCUGCUUAUGCCAGAGCGUAUCUCUGUAGGGUGGGCAUGGAGGUGGCCCCCCAUCUGAAAGAGUGCUUGAACCAAAACAUAUUCGACCUGCUCGCCACCUUCCGACAGAUCAGUGGAGAAAGUAUCCAGAAGCAGCUGGUGGUGCAGAGGGUGGAGGCGCCAGAGUACCUGACUCUCUACUCGCCCGCCAUCAACUGGAUCCUGCAGUGCAUCGCCUACAGAGCUCCAGAGUCACUUCUCACAGAGAUGAUGGAGAGGUGCAAAACGCUGGCUAAUAACGCUUUGCUCCUGAACUCAGUCAUGAGGGCGUUCAGGCCAGAGUUUGUUGCAGCCAGAGCAACCGACUUCAUCGGCAUGAUCAAAGACUGUGAUGAGUCCGGAUUCCCAAAGCACCUUCUGUUUGGAUCUCUGGGUCGCAGUCUGGCCUGUGCAGACCCUCCCGAGUCCGAGAGGCUGACCAUCCUGAACGAAGCAUGGAAGGUCAUCACUAAAGUCCGCAGCCCUCAGGAUUACAUCAGCUGUGCAGAGAUCUGGGUGGAGUUCACCUGCCGACACUUUUCUAAACGUGAGGUGAACACUGUUCUGGCUGACAUCAUCAAACACUUGACUCCAGACCGGGCGUUCGAGGACGCCUACCCCCAGCUGCUGCUAGUCAUCAGGAAGAUCCUCACCUACUUCCAUGACUUCUCAGUCCUCUUCUCUAUGGAGCGCUUCCUGCCUUUCCUGGACAUGUUCCAGAAGGACAGCGUCAGAGUGGAGGUCUGCAAAUCCAUCAUGGAGGUCUUCAUCAAACAUCAGGUGGAGGUCACCAGAGAUCCUGUCAUCCUCAACGCCAUGCUGCACAUCUGCAAAACCAUGCACGACUCUGUCAACGCUCUGACUCUUGAGGAUGAGAAGCGAUCUUUGUCCCUGCUGAUCAUCGGCUUCAUCCGCAUGGUUUCCUUCGGUCGGGACUUUGAGCAGCAGCUGAGCUUCUGUGUGGAGGCCAGAGCCACGUUCUGUAACCUGGAACCUGUUCUGGUGCAGCUCAUCCAUACGGUGAACCAGCUGGCCAUGGAGACCAGGAGAGUGAUGAGAGGGAAUCACUCUCGUAAGACCGCUGCCUUUGUCAGAGCGUGUGCUGCCUAUAGCUUCAUCACCAUCCCGUCUCUCAGCAGCAUCUUCAGUCGUCUUAACCUCUAUCUGCUGUCGGGUCAGGUUGCGUUGGCCAAUCAGUGUCUCUCUCAGGCUGAUGCUUUCCUGAAGACAGCAGUUGGUGUUCUCCCAGAGGUUCCUCGUUCCAUCAGCGUUGAAGGGAAGUUUCGCUCUUCUGAGAGCUUCCUGCUAGAUUUCAUCAACAACUUCUUGGCCACGCUGCUAGUUGUGCCGGACCAUCCAGAGCACGGGGUGCUCUACUUGGUCCGCGGACUGCUCAACAUGGUCCAGGAUUACACCUGGGAAGACAACAGCGACGGGAAAGUGCGGGUUUAUGUCAGCGCUCUGCCACUGCUGGCUGCCAUGAGCCAGGAGACUUAUCUCUAUUCCAUCCCCAAAAUGGACUCCAAUGAGACUCUGUACGGAGGCGACCCGAAGUUUCUGUCAGAGAUCAACAAGCUGUGUGAGACUCUGAUCGGACAGAUCUUGGACCAUCUGAAGGCCCUCGCUCGGGAUGAGCAGAACGCUCGCCGUCAGAGCACCCUGGCCUUCUCCUUGUUCGGAGUCCUGUUGGCUCACGGAGAUCUGAGGAACAUCAAGCUGAACCAGCUGGCCAUCAACCUGUGGAACCUCAGCCACAAACAUGGACACUGUGAGACCAGAGUCUCUGUUCGGACUCUGGAGAGCAUGAAACUUCAGGCUCGGCAGCCCGACUUGGCUCACCUCUCAGACACGGUCCAACGGCUCACGCUGCAGUCCCGCACCUGAACUUCAGCUAAAUGUUCAAAAAUACUUCCAGCAGUCAGACUGAUGUAAAUAAAAACAUACAAGAUUAAA